Messenger RNA from Drosophila mojavensis, 2232 nucleotides. RefSeq names its product glutamine synthetase 1, mitochondrial (gene Gs1). Gene Ontology annotation, cellular component: cytoplasm. The transcript has 2 exons. The coding region runs from base 236 to 1438 and encodes 400 amino acids. NCBI's taxonomy places the organism in Eukaryota, Metazoa, Arthropoda, Insecta, Diptera, Drosophilidae. Gene Ontology annotation, molecular function: glutamine synthetase activity. The record is from RefSeq and is a predicted model, not a curated record.
UGUUGUGUCGCGAAUUGCGUUCACAAACCUUCCCAACUUCGCAUAGGUUGGGCGUCCCAAACAGUCGCUCCGUAACUGAUAAAAAAGCGCACUAAAUACACGAGCUAUACCACCAAGAGAACAAAAUUGAAGAAAAAAAUAAAAAAAUAAAAAAUUAGAAAAAAAAAAGAUAAAAUCGUAUAUAAACACAUACACAAAUAAAACUGUACAGCGCAAUCAGUGGAAAAGCAUCACUAUGGCAUUCCGUGUGGCUGGACUCUUUCUGAAAAGGGAGCUGGCAGCUCCUGCGGCACAGCAGCUGCGCCUGAUGCGCACUUCCAGGGUAGCCAACGCUCAGUUCCUGGUCAACUCGCCCAAUACAGUUCUAGAUAAGAGCAUCCUGUUGCGCUACCGUAAUCUUGAGACUCCUGCUAAUCGUGUUCAGGCCACAUACCUCUGGAUCGAUGGUACUGGAGAGCACAUCCGUCUUAAGGAUCGUGUCCUGGACAAAGUGCCCACCUCAGUAGAUGAUCUGCCCGAUUGGCAGUACGACGGCAGCUCCACGUAUCAAGCGCAUGGCGAGAAUUCAGACACAACUCUGAAGCCCAGAGCCGUCUACCGUGACCCCUUCAAGCCAGGAAAGAAUGAUAUUAUUGUCAUGUGCGACACAUACAAUGCCGAUGGCAAGCCAACUCCCUCCAAUAAGCGCGCCGCAUUCCAGGAUGCCGUUAACAAAAUUACAGAGCAGGAGCCAUGGUUUGGCAUAGAGCAGGAAUAUACAUUGCUCGAUGUCGAUGGUCGUCCUUUUGGUUGGCCCGACAACGGCUUUCCAGCUCCACAAGGACCCUACUACUGUGGUGUGGGUGCCGAUAGAGUAUAUGCCCGUGAUCUCGUCGAAGCGCACGCUAUUGCCUGCCUAUACGCUGGUAUUGACUUUGCCGGCACCAAUGCAGAGGUGAUGCCCGCACAGUGGGAAUACCAGGUAGGUCCCAGCAAUGGGUUGAAGGCCAGUGAUGAUCUCUGGGUGUCGCGCUACAUUCUGCAGCGUAUAGCUGAGGAGUACGGUGUAGUCGUUACAUUCGAUCCCAAGCCCAUGGAGGGCCAGUGGAACGGAGCGGGUGCCCACACAAAUUUCUCGACAAAAGCGAUGCGUGCCGAUGGAGGCAUGAAAGCCAUUGAGGAGGCCAUCGAAAAGCUAAGCAAGCAUCAUGAGCGCCACAUCAAGGCCUACGACCCCAAAGAGGGCAAGGACAACGAACGUCGGCUGGUCGGACGUCUGGAGACCUCAAGCAUCGACAAAUUCUCAUGGGGCGUGGCUAAUCGUGCCGUCAGUGUUCGAGUCCCAAGAGGCGUGGCUACAGCCGGAAAAGGUUACCUUGAGGAUCGUCGUCCCAGCUCCAACUGUGACCCGUAUGCCGUAUGCGGCGCGAUAGUGCGUACGUGUCUACUGAAUGAAUAGAGCAGCAGACGAAAUUCGUCUGCUCUGCUAUUUGUGGGCGUUCAAGAUUCAAUGAUGUAUAUUAGAACAUAGUUGAAACAGCAGCAGGUGGACGUUCUAUCUGUACAGUUUGCCUAUAUUUUGACUUUGAUUAAGAUGAAGAACUAAUUUUUGCUUGCGUGUGUAAAAAGACAACAGGUUGAAGAACAGAAAUAGUAGGUUAGCAUUUAAGUAAACGAAGUAAGUGAUGAUGGAAAUUGAAUACAACGGAACCUAAAAACUGAAACUGAAAUACAAAUGAAAUAUUAUUCUGCCAUAAUUAUUUUUAGAAAUUAUAUAUAAAUAAAAAUUGCUUUGUCUAAUUAUAAUUUAUGAAAUUUUGUAUUUUAAUUUGACUGCUGCAAUUAUCUUGAUACAUAAUAUACAAAUUGUAUUUGAUUCAUUCAAGUAAUAUUUACUAAAGAGUUUGGAAACUGUGCUUGUUAUCGCAUUUAAAAAUGAAAAAAUAUUCGUAACGUUUAUAAUUGAUUGUGUGGAAUGGGUAAUUGGAAUAAAUUAUAUAUGUGUUUAUAAAAUUCUUACUAAUCACUGUUGAGGCGUCAUUGAAAUUAGAUUUAUGUAUUUACACAGGCGUACUAGUAAACACUCUCUCAAAUGUUGUAGUCUACAAUUUGUUAAGUAAUCAAAUUUAUUAUAAUAUUAAUCGUUGACAAUUGUUGAAUUUCUCUAUGAAACCAAAACAUAUUCAUCUAAAAUAUCAAUUGUAAUACAAACAUAUUAAUUACCACGAUUAAAAACUAGAUUGUUUCAAAGAA